ACGCUGGAGCCCGAGGAGGCUCUGUAAGAGGAGGGCCAGCUGGGACCACAACAGGGCGGACUGGCAGAGAGAAUAUUGGAAGGGCCAGGAGGUGGAGUAAAAGCUCUGGAGCAGCUCGCCGAGGGGCUGUGGAUCUGCUGCUUCCCCAGGGACCCCAUGGAGGAGCUGGUGGGGCUGCGGGAGGGCUCCUCCGGGAGCCCUGUGACCCUGCAGGAGCUGUGGGGCCCAUGCCCCCGCAUCCGCCAAGGCAUCCGAGGUGGCCUGGAGUGGCUGAAGAAGCAGCUGUUCCGUGUGGGUGAGGACUGGUACUUCCUGAUGGCCCUCGGGGUGCUCAUGGCCCUGAUCAGCUAUGCCAUGAACUUCGCCGUCGAGAGUGUGGUUCGAGCACACAAGUGGUUGUACCGGGAGAUUGGGGACAGCCACCUGCUCCGGUAUCUCUCCUGGACUGUGUACCCUGUGGCCCUCAUCUCCUUCUCCUCCGGCUUCUCCCAGAGCAUCACGCCCUUCUCUGGAGGGUCUGGGAUCCCAGAGCUGAAGACCAUCUUGUCAGGCGUGGUCUUGGAUGACUACUUGGAUAUCAAGAACUUUGGAGCCAAGGUGGUGGGCCUCUCCUGCACCCUCGCCACCGGCAGCACCAUCUUCCUGGGCAAAGUGGGCCCUUUCGUGCACCUGUCUGUGAUGAUUGCUGCCUACCUGGGCCGCAUGCGCAUGAAGACCAUCGGGGACUCUGACAACAAGAGCAAGCAGAAUGAAAUGCUGGUGGCAGGGGCGGCGGUGGGCGUGGCCACGGUCUUCGCUGCGCCCUUCAGCGGUGUCCUGUUCAGCAUCGAGGUCAUGUCUUCCCACUUCUCUGUCUGGGAUUACUGGAGGGGCUUCUUCGCGGCCACCUGCGGGGCCUUCAUGUUCCGACUCCUGGCGAUCUUCAACAGCGAGCAGGAGACCAUCACCACCCUCUUCCAGACCAGCUUCCCGGUAGACGUCCCCUUCGACUUGCCCGAGAUCUUCUUUUUUGUGGCACUGGGGGCUAUCUGCGGGGUCCUGGCCUGCGCGUACCUCUUCUGCCAGCGAAACUUUGUCAUCUUCAUCAAGACCAAUCGGAUCCUCUCCAGUCUGCUGGCCACCAGCAAGCCUCUGUACUCUGCCCUGGCGGCCUUGGCUCUCGCCUCCAUCACCUACCCCCCCAGCGUGGGCCGCUUCAUCGCUUCUCGGCUGUCCAUGGGGGAGCUUCUGAGCUCACUGCUCGACAACAACUCAUGGGCACUGAUGACACGGAACUCAUCCCCACCCUGGCCUGCGGAGCCCGACCCCCAGAACAUGUGGUUCGAAUGGUACCACCCGCAGUUCACCGUCUUUGGGACCCUCAUCUUCUUCUUCAUUAUGAAGUUCUGGAUGCUGAUUCUGGCCACCACGCUGCCCAUCCCCGCCGGGUACUUCAUGCCCGUGUUCAUCCUUGGAGCUGUCAUCGGGCGCCUCUUGGGGGAGGCCCUGUCUGUCGCCUUCCCUGAAGGCAUCGUGGCUGGAGGGGUCACCAACCCCAUCACGCCGGGGGCGUAUGCCCUGGCAGGGGCUGCAGCCUUCUCGGGGGCGGUGACCCACACCAUCUCCACGGCGCUGCUGGUCUUCGAGCUGACCGGCCAGAUCAUGCACGCGCUGCCCGUGCUGAUGGCAGUGCUGGCGGCCAACGCCAUCACCCAGAGCUGCCAGCCCUCCUUUUACGACGGCACCAUCAUCAUCAAGAAGCUGCCCUACCUGCCCAGGAUCCUCGGCCGCAGCCUCGGCUCCCAUCCUGUGACUGUGGAGCAUUUCAUGAACGGCACCAUCACCACGCUGGCCAAGGACAUGCCGCUGGGGGAACUGGUCAAGGUCGUGACGUCCACAGGACUGGCUGAGUACCCACUGGUGGAGAGCACAGAGUCUCAGCUCCUCGUGGGCGUCGUGCAAAGGGCCCAGUUGGUGCGGGCGCUCCAGGCCGAGCCUCCUUCCUGGGCUCCAGGACAACAGCAGUGUCUUCAGGACCUCUUGGCCGGGGGCUGCCCUGUGGAGCCAGUGACUCUGCAACUGUCCCCAGAGACCCCCCUGCACCAGGCACACAACCUCUUUGAGAUGUUGAAUCUUCAGUCGCUCUUCGUGACGUCACGGGGCAGAGCUGUGGGCUCUGUGUCCUGGGUGGAGUUGAAGAAAGCAAUUUCCAACCUGACAAAUCCACCAGCCUCCAAGUAAGCCGGCCCGGAGAGACGGAGAGGAUACCCGGGCUGCCCUGGUGACUGGCUGGGCAGACGUCUGCCUCCUCCCGCAUCACAGCCCACCCCUCAGCCCAGCUCCACCCCAUAGAGGGUGCCCUGUUCUCUGUGCCCCAUCCUGAGUGCGACGACGGCUGCCAACUCAGAGCAUCCCACCCUGCACAGCGCUCGGAGUGUGCGUCGGGGCUCAGGGACUGUCCCUCGAGCUCCUGAAUGAAGACAGUGGUGUGUGCUGCCACCAAGGGCAGGCACGGAAGCCCUGGGGCGGGGGCGGGGGGCUCUGCCUCCCAAUCGGAGACUCCUGAGAAAAAUAAAGCUGCCCCCAGAGCUGCUGCCCAUCCUCACGUC
This is a messenger RNA of Tupaia belangeri chinensis (Chinese tree shrew), 2588 nucleotides long. Its product is annotated as chloride channel protein ClC-Kb. Gene Ontology annotation, cellular component: plasma membrane. Gene Ontology annotation, biological process: chloride transport; transmembrane transport. The transcript is spliced from 20 exons. Lineage: Eukaryota; Metazoa; Chordata; Mammalia; Scandentia; Tupaiidae. Gene Ontology annotation, molecular function: voltage-gated chloride channel activity. The coding region runs from base 157 to 2220 and encodes 687 amino acids. The record is from RefSeq and is a predicted model, not a curated record.